Molecule: messenger RNA, 1017 nt
Organism: Carlito syrichta (Philippine tarsier)
Lineage: Eukaryota; Metazoa; Chordata; Mammalia; Primates; Tarsiidae
Gene: CXCR1
Product: C-X-C motif chemokine receptor 1
Exons: 1
Coding region: 22-1017 (331 amino acids)
Biological process (GO): neutrophil chemotaxis; G protein-coupled receptor signaling pathway; immune response
Cellular component (GO): membrane
Molecular function (GO): interleukin-8 binding; C-X-C chemokine receptor activity
Source: RefSeq, a predicted model, not a curated record
GAGUUUUUAGAUUUCACUGGUAUGCCAUCUGUAGAUAAAGAUUACAGUCCCUGUAAUCCACAGAGUGAGACACUCAACAAGUAUGUUGUGGUUGUCAUCUAUGCCCUGGUGUUCAUGCUGAGCCUGCUGGGAAACUCCUUGGUGAUGCUGGUCAUCCUACACAGCAGAGCCGGGCGCUCUGUCACCGACGUCUACCUGCUGAACCUGGCCUUGGCCGACCUGCUCUUUGCCCUCACCUUGCCCAUCUGGGCUGCCUCCAGGGAGAGGGGCUGGAUUUUUGGCACACCCCUGUGCAAGGUGGUCUCGCUCCUGAAGGAAGUCAACUUCUACAGUGGUAUUCUACUCCUGGCCUGCAUCAGCGUGGACCGCUACCUGGCCAUCGUCCAUGCCACGCGCACACUGACCCAGAAGCGCCACUUGGUCAAGUUCAUAUGUGUGGGCAUCUGGGGACUGUCUCUGGUUUUGUCCUUACCCUUCUUCCUUUUCCGUGAGACCUAUCGUCCAAACAAUUCCAGCCCUGUCUGCUAUGAAGUUCUGGGGGAUGACACAGCAAAAUGGCGGAUGGUGUUGCGAGUCCUGCCCCACACUUUUGGCUUCAUCCUACCGCUGCUGGUCAUGCUGUUCUGCUAUGGAUUCACCCUGCGCACGCUGUUCAAGGCCCACAUGGGGCAGAAGCACCGGGCCAUGCGGGUCAUCUUUGCCGUCGUCCUCAUCUUCCUGCUCUGCUGGCUGCCCUACCACAUGGUCCUGCUCACGGACACUCUCAUGAGGACCCGGGUGAUCGAGGAGAGCUGUGAGCGCCGCAGCGACAUCGACCGGGCCCUGGAAGCCACCGAGAUUCUGGGCUUCCUCCACAGCUGCCUCAACCCCUUCAUCUACGUCUUCAUUGGUCAAAAGUUUCGCCAUGGAUUUCUCAAAAUCCUGGCUACUCAUGGCCUGGUCAGCAAGGAGUUCUUGGCACGUCACCGCAUUGGCUCUUACACUUCUUCCUCUGUCAAUGUCUCUUCAAAUCUCUGA